This is a messenger RNA of Ctenocephalides felis (cat flea), 617 nucleotides long. RefSeq lists its product as uncharacterized. The transcript is spliced from 2 exons. Lineage: Eukaryota; Metazoa; Arthropoda; Insecta; Siphonaptera; Pulicidae. The record is from RefSeq and is a predicted model, not a curated record. Bases 140 to 523 code for a protein of 127 amino acids.
AACUGCGGCAAUCCGUCGCGACUAUUGGAAAUUACACCUUGGAAUUUACAAAGGUGGCAAGUUCGACGAUUAUUAUGGCGCCAAAGGAACCCAGAACAAGAGGAGCACUCCGUACGAUAUAGAUGCGGUCCAGAAGAGCAUGGUGGCCAGGACGCUGGCAUCAUCUGGUUAUACCUUCGACAACACGAUAGCAUUGAGGCUUCGAGAUAGAGCAAGUGUCAAGUGUCCCCCGAGGCCAGAUUUGGCCAGCGCUCAGAAUAUUUCCAAUUGCAACCCUUCUAGACAAAAUAGCGUCUGCCUAUUUAACUUGAGGGACGAUCCAUGCGAAACAAAUGAUUUAUCCCAAAACUAUCCGUACAUUGUGAAACAACUAAAAUCGGCAUUAGUUUAUUACAGAAAUGGUCUGGUACCACAGGAAAUAGAUACCAUUUCCAUAGAUUCGAUUCCUGAAUUAUAUAAUUAUACCUGGUCCAAUUUCUUAGACAAAUUACCGACAACGGACUUCCGAAAUAUUGAAUUGUAAAAUCAAUAAAGGGAUGCUUCUCUGAGACUUCAAAUGUGGUCCUAAUGUUUUUAAUAGUUUAUUAAAUUUUUUUAUAUUUUCUAAAUUUUAAAAA